ACGCUGAGGUGGUGGUCGUCACGCUCAACUACCGGCUAGGCAUCCUAGGCUUUCUGAACGCGAACCCGUCGCCCGGGACGAGAGCGCGCGUCGCCAACUACGGCCUCAUGGACCAGAUCGCCGCGCUGCACUGGCUGCAGCAGAACGUGGCGCUCUUCGGCGGCGACCCGAAGAACGUGACGCUCAUGGGCCACGGCACGGGCGCCGCCUGCAUCCACUUCCUCAUGAUGUCCCCCACCGUCACGCCAGGCUUGUUCCAUCGCGCGGCGCUCAUGUCGGGGUCGGCCUACAGCCCCUGGGCGCUCGUCCAGGAUCCAGUGCGCGCCGCGGUGCGCGUCGCCUCCAAGCUCAACUGCAGCGUGCCGGCCGACCUGGCUCGCGACCACGAGGACAUCGUGGACUGUCUGCGCAACGCGCCGCUCGACAGCCUGCUGGACGCGGCCGCCGACCUCCCCGCGCCCGACUACAUCUCCGUCUUCGGCCCGUCCGUCGACGGCGUCGUCAUCAAGAGGGACCUCGUCAAGGAGUUCCUCUCUGCCAGCAAGAAGGCUCUCGGUGGCUCGGACGGCAAGGAGGCUUCUGAAUUUAUACGAUACUGA
This is a messenger RNA of Frankliniella occidentalis (western flower thrips), 599 nucleotides long. Its product is annotated as neuroligin-3-like. Lineage: Eukaryota; Metazoa; Arthropoda; Insecta; Thysanoptera; Thripidae. Gene Ontology annotation, cellular component: synapse; postsynaptic membrane; cell surface. The transcript is spliced from 4 exons. Gene Ontology annotation, biological process: modulation of chemical synaptic transmission; chemical synaptic transmission; synaptic vesicle endocytosis. Gene Ontology annotation, molecular function: neurexin family protein binding; signaling receptor activity. The coding region runs from base 108 to 599 and encodes 163 amino acids. The record is from RefSeq and is a predicted model, not a curated record.